CAAGAGGAAAAAAAUCACUGCUUUGUCAGGAUCUUCAUCCCAGCACACCUUUGCUGGAACUAACCCCUCUGAUUACCCUCUUCUCUCUAAGGAGUUCUCUAAUCUUUCCCUUUGCUGCUUGUCUUUUCCAACACUUUUUCUCUUCUUAUUGUUUCAUACAGCACUUAUAACACCAAAGGGAAAAUCAUGGUAGGUUCUACUACUGAGCAGAACAGCACCGACCGUUGGUACCUCGGUCUCACAGAAAGAAAAGCAUUCAGCUUUGUAGUGAAUCAUGAACUUCUGACAACCACAUCUAAGAGCAGCUCCCACACCAAUCUGCACAGCACAUCCUAAAAGAAUUUCAGAGCUAUGACAAUAUUGGUUUUUUCACUUGUGAAUGCAUUUGAUUAAAACCUAAACAGUACAGCACUGCAUUUUUCCACUCACUGACAGUCACAUAAAAAACAAUGCCUGAGAGCAGCAAUUCAUUUAAACAAAGGAGCCCCGAAAAUGGCAUUAUUCAUUAACCCAGCCCUGUUAUCUCACUGUACUUCACCUGAUUUAUUAAACACUACCAAGUUUUACAUUUUCAAAGAGCAUUUAUUAAUUAAUCUGGAUUAUAUAAGUAAUCUGCUUCAUGUAACUUGCUUCCUGAUUGAGUACACAGAUGUCUGCACAAUUUUUAAUCAUCUGGAAAACACCCAGCACAUCCACUAUGGCAUUUGCCAUUUUAAGAUCUCAUUCGUUUUUUACGUUUACAUUUCUUUUUAAUUUUGGUAAAUCCAGAGGCUUUCUGCAAAUCUGCAGGAUUGGUUCAUGUUCCUCUCUGUUACCACUCCUCUGUUUUCUGCAUUGAGGUUUGUAAAGGUUACUCAUGUACUGGUAGCAGGCAUUGAAGUACCAUACAUACCUUUCACUUGUUCAAUUACAACAAACACAGGUAACCCAAGAGAUGAACAGUUUGAAAAAUGAAUGGGGCACUGUGGCAGAGAAGUAAGGGCUGCAGAGAUGAAUAUUCAGUGCAUUGGGCAGAGCAGUGGGUCAGAAGUGGGAGAGCAGCCUGUUUUUCCAUCACUGCUCAAUGAGCUACUGUUGGAAAUAGCAGCUCAGUCUGAGCUCAGGCAUUUGAGAGUGAGAAGUCUCCCAGUCAGGACAGACCACAGUCUUUAUCCUGAGGACGGAACGACUGGAACAGUUCUGAUUCCAAAGAAGCCCUCCAUGCUCACUUCUCGUUGAUGUUCUUCUGAAUGCAGCAGGAACUGCACACAGCCACCUACAGACUAAUGACUUAGGAAGUAGUUUUUAAAAUCACAUCCUAUCAAGCAUAUGAAACCACAAGGUUGCUUCCUGCAGUGAAAGUUCACGUGAAAGCACUCUAACCUUCAUAAAUGUUUUUUAAAAGGAAAGAAAUUCCGGGCUCUCAUCUGGAAAACACAGUUGGAACUGUUCUAAAGUGAAAUUGCACUGACUCCACCUUCUCCAAUUUCCCUAUUUACAGUAGAUAGUAGUAUUAAUUCUGGUUGCUUUUUUUUUUUUUAGAAGCAAUCACUGUUUCUUCAUGAAAAAAAAAAAAAUAAUUCAAGUACUUGAAACGUUUGUGCAAAAAACAAAGGAAUUUCAGCUUUGCAAAUUCAGGAAGGUUAUUCCUUCUGGUCAAGGUGUUCUCUGGCAGAUGUUUGUCUGACAAUAUCACAAGGUCUCCUUGCUGUACCUUGUUUAUACUGGGACUUUAAAUACGUAUGAAGGUAUUUGCCACAGUUCCUUGAUGCUAUUGCAGCACCCUGAACAGAAGACACUCCAAUGAAAUUGAACACUAUUCUGAAAUGGACCAAGGCAUCAGAACAGCAGCUUGCAGAGCUGUGGGUGAGACUCAGGGUAACUGAAGAGCUGUAAGCUGAAGGGAUUUACACUGAAGGACGUGCUGGAUGGGCUGUGUAGGUUUUGCCCAGAUGUCCUUUCAGGAUCCAAUCACAAAAGCAUGAAAGUACAUUUGUGACACCAAAAUGGCUUAACAUACAUCAGGGAAUUAUUUAAAGGCUGUGCACAUACAAUUAAGAAGUCUUCAAAAGCUGAUAUUAUACAUUUAUAUGUAUGCUAUAUAUCCUACAAACAGCCUAUGAUUCUAUAACACACGUGAACACACCCACCCACCAUCAACUUUACACCCUGAAGACUUACAAUCAUGUGGACAAUAAGGUUAUUUUAAUAGGGUAGCGUAGUUGUCUUCAUUAGAGAACAAAGGUGCUGGGUUUUUUUGUUUGUUUGUUCGUUUUCAGUAAUAACAAAAUCAUCUUCUGUGGCCGAAACUUAGAAGACAACAUUUGUACCCAAUUCCUUGCUGUUCAUUACUUCUGACAGCCAUUAUUUUGUUCAGUGUUUCAGAUUAGUUCCAUCCACGACUACUGCAGCCUCAUAAUACAAUUAGAUAACAGGCAAAUACAUUCCCAUUAUCUAAGUAUUUACAUCAGCAUUAAAAUCUAAUGCCCUACAGAAACCUGAAAGUCAUUUCCUGAACUACGAACACCAAAUUAACUCCUGCAGCCCUCCCACAUGUGACCAUUAUGAACAAGGCAGGAGUCAAUACUUUUCCAAAACCACUUCUCUCCAGAACAGGGGAUGUGCAUCCCCACGUCCCAUCCAUUCCUUUUUAGACAGGGCAACAUGCAGAGAUGGCACUGAGCAGACAUGCUAUUCAGCCAAGGACCAAGCCAGCAUUCAUUUACCAGCCACACAAGCUUGAUGAAUUAACAGCUACAAGAGACAGUAAUCGUUAACUAUGAACAUGAGAGAGUUUUCCAGAAGUUCCUUCACUGGAAGGGCAGCACUGCAGGAGCUGUGAGCAGCACUUCUGGCGCUGUGUCUGAGCAGCAAUGGCACAAAGACUGAUGGAUAACCUGGGAUGAGUGGGAAAGUCUCCUCCACACACUGCACAUCUGUGCUGAGCCCUUUCUCUCAAGAGUCACACAGCAUCCACUACAGCAGACUGCCCGAGCUGCAGCCUCUAUUCAUACAGCUUCCCUUCAAGUCAGUGAGUUUUCUACUUGCUGUGCCUGCAGCUGUGCCCUCAUUUACUUUGAGGUUUUCUCUUUAUUUCCGAGCAAUAUUCUAUUUUUAUCUGUAAGUAUCCAAAAUAUGUCAGCCUUCCCACCCCACUUACUGCAACAGCUUUGCAAAUCCAGUAAACCUGAACUGUUAAUUUUUCACUUAUUAAAACCCCCAAGAGUCCUAAUAAAAGCACAAACAGUGAACAGUUCAGGAGGAUGACAUUUCAAGCAUUAUCCCUUCAGUGCCAGACAUCAGUGGAAACGACCCGGGGCAUUUCCUUCCUAUGCUUCUUUGCUGCAAUCUGGAAAGUUUCAGCAGGCAAACAGUUAAGAAGGAAGAGGGAGGAGGAGGAGGAGGAGAAAGGGCAGCUUUCCCUCCCAUUCUCAUCAUCCAGCACACUCUGCUAGCAGCACUGGGGUUAAAGCCUUGGAGGUAAACCACAACUAUUUACAAUCAUCAGCAAUGCACUCUACGUAUCUGAAAGUCUGAUUUCAGGCCUUUUAAAGACUGUUUCUGAACAGCAGCACCAAAAAUUUGGAGAAGCUCACAUUUUCUCUUAUUAUCGUGAAGCAGAGGACAUUUCUUCUGAACCUGAACAGCAGAAUAAAUAUGCUAAGCAUUGCAGGGAACCAGAUCAAGUCGUGUUAAUGUUUAACCCCUUUCAGUUCUAUGAAAUUUCCACACAAGCAACAGAAUGAAGAACGCUGCCUGAGUGUUGCUGAAGGACAACGGGACCCUAUUUAUUUUUAUUAUGCUGCCUUCUCCUGGCUGACUCUGGACAAGCUUAGCAUCUCACAAGCACGUAUCUCAGGGGUUGAAGUAGCUCCUGUAGUAUUUGACUGAAAUUGCACUGAGGUCAAGUACACCAUCCAACAACAAAAUCAUAGAUAGGAAGUGCAGACCGAAGAGCUCCGCUGACAGAACACAGAAUCAAAAUGGAUGAAUCCUCCACCUAACACACAAAUCCACUUUCCAGAAUGCUCAGUGGAAAAGAGGCAUUCAUGCAGCAUGAAAUGCAGCGCAUACUGAUAAUCUGCAUGCCUAAUUAAGCUAUGAUGAGAAGACAGUAUCGGGAUAACAGAAGAUGAACCCACUCGAUGCAACAAAAUCAGGAUUUUUACUGUGCAUUGCUGUCUGUAUGUUCAUCUACACUUUCAUCUACCUGAAGGACACGCUUUCUGCAGAGCAAGAGCAACAGAAAUUUAGCACAAACAGAGCAGAGUGUGGAUAUUACCCAGAUGAACUUUGUCCAGCUCUUUUUGUGGGGAACACUGCGGCCCUUAAAAUUGGAAGCAUUUGUCAGAACACCUACAGACCUGCAGCACUCAGCUGUGUUCGGACCUCAUGCAACUGCUCCACAGUUCUCAAGGCUCUGCACUUUAUAACGAGACCACUGUCAGAUGAAGAAGGAAAUUUCUCACUGGCGUACAUUAUCACAAUCCACAAGGAGCUGGAAAUGUUUGUAAAGCUGCUAAGAGCUAUUUAUACACCUCAGAAUGUUUACUGCAUACACGUUGAUGAGAAGUCACCAACAGAUUAUAAAGCUGCUCUACAGAACAUUGUAAAUUGCUUCGAAAAUAUUUUUAUUUCCUCAAAAAGGGAGAGAGUUGUUUAUGCAGGAUUUUCAAGGCUACAAGCUGAUAUUAACUGCAUGAGAGAUCUGGUUCAUUCCAAAAUCCAAUGGAAUUAUGUUAUUAAUCUGUGUGGCCAAGAUUAUCCUAUUAAAACAAACAAAGACAUUAUAAAAUAUAUCAAAAGUAAAUGGAAUGGUAAAAAUAUGACUCCUGGGGUAGUCCAACCACUUCAUAUGAAACACAGGACGCAGGUUAGUUACAGAGAAUACGUGCAUUCUGGAGUGUCGUAUGUGUAUCCCACCAAGAAUGCAAAAGCUAAACCUCCAUACAACUUGACCAUAUAUUUUGGUAGUGCCUAUUACAUAUUAACUAAAGAAUUUGUAGAGUUUACACUGACUGAUGCACGUGCAAAAGACUUGCUUGAAUGGUCAAGAGACACGUACAGUCCGGAUGAACACUACUGGGUCACACUGAACCGUCUGCAGGAUGCCCCAGGUGCUACACCACACGCAGACUGGGAAGGAAACAUACGAGCCAUUAAAUGGAAAGAUCAAGAAGGAACCGUACACAAAGGCUGCAAAGGUCAUUACAUCAGAGACAUUUGUGUCUAUGGACUGGGGGAUUUACAGUGGAUUAUCGAAUCGCCUCACUUGUUUGCCAACAAAUUUGAGCCUGCAACGUAUCCACUGGUGAUGGACUGCCUAGAGAGACGCCACAGGCUGAAAGUGCUGCACCAGGCAGAGGUCCCAAUUGAAGAUGACUGGCGUUUUCAGGAAGAGAACUCCUUCAACAUGAAGCUGGAUGUCUGAGAUUAACUGAAAUGUAAACGUACACCCAGAAUACUGAGAACCCAUCAGUGUUUCCACCCAUAGACUUCAUUCACUUGGUGCACUGCUUACCCCCGUGCUGUGAUGCUGUACUACUGCUUGACCAGUGAAAUAGGCAGUUAGUGUUACUACAGUAACAGAAAGAGCAAUGGCUGCUAAAGGAUUAAUUCCUACAGAAAAUGAUGUCUGUAAGAAGGGGGAAAUUCAUAAUCUAAGUGACUCAUUUAACUGGAAAAUACACAUUCCCCAUGUCUGUAGCUGAAAAAAAAAAA
Molecule: messenger RNA, 5700 nt
Organism: Lagopus muta (rock ptarmigan)
Lineage: Eukaryota; Metazoa; Chordata; Aves; Galliformes; Phasianidae
Product: beta-1,3-galactosyl-O-glycosyl-glycoprotein beta-1,6-N-acetylglucosaminyltransferase 7-like
Exons: 6
Coding region: 4112-5410 (432 amino acids)
Cellular component (GO): membrane
Molecular function (GO): acetylglucosaminyltransferase activity
Source: RefSeq, a predicted model, not a curated record